Messenger RNA from Spizellomyces punctatus DAOM BR117, 1017 nucleotides. RefSeq lists its product as uncharacterized. Bases 1 to 903 code for a protein of 300 amino acids. The transcript has 8 exons. The record is from RefSeq and is a predicted model, not a curated record. Lineage: Eukaryota; Fungi; Chytridiomycota; Chytridiomycetes; Spizellomycetales; Spizellomycetaceae.
AUGGAGCCAUCAUCCGACCCAUACCAUGAUCUCAUCGGCCUUCCGCCUCCGAUUACUUAUGCUCAAGAGACACACCAAGUUAUUGCUUCCCCAUCGGCAGCAACCGAAGCACAAACAAUUGCAGCAAAUGUAAUACAACGUGCCUGGAAAAGAUUUCAUAUGAAGGCUACGUUCCGAUGGUUAAAGGAAAACCUGAUAAGAGCGGAACGGUCCAUGACAAUGGAAAUAUUACGAAGAUUAUCCCCGAGAGAAGCAGAGUUGAUCAAAGAUCCGGUUGUACAGGGAAAAGUUCGAUUCAGAUUUGGAGGUUCUUCGUUCCCACCGACCAUCAUGUAUAAAAUAUACACGAAAAGCAAUAGUGUACAUUACUACAGUGGACAUCGUCUGAUUCAGGCCGACACGCAGGCAGCAGUCGAUUCAUGCGCAAUUAUGGGCGUCCGACUCUAUUCGGAAAAUAUGAUACGGAACGAGUACCAGAACCGCGCGUUAAAGAUUUCGCAUUCGGAUGAGGUGACGAACCGACUGGAAUUUGUGCAGUAUUUAAGCUCGUUAGAUUGUAAACCGGCGUACCUUGGCGGAAGAAAUAACGGAUGGAGAGAACUUAACAUCACACCGUUCACGGCUACUCAAAAUCUAAUAUACGAUGCAAGGAGCAGCCGCCGGUCCACUCGAUUUUCGUCCCGAAACGGAACAUCAGGGAUUGCUAAAGGAAUCAGUAAUUCAUCAAGACCUUCCGUUGGUAGAGUACGCAAACAAAAUCCAAAAUCUCAGAAUCGAACACGCCAGCUCCACCGUGAAUUAGAGCCCGAACUUGAUGACGAUUUUGAUCCGCUAUUUGAGUGGGCUAACGAUCUGUCGCUCGACUCCUUGGCAGAUUAUGUAGUUGGAGAAGUUAUGGUCUAAACGAUUGUUACGUAUAGAGAGAAAUCUACAAUUGAGAAUAUGUCUCUAGAAGCCUAUUAUGGUGCCUGUACAUUGUACAAUAAUUCCUAGUAAUGAAUGCCCGCAAACUCUCAA